GAUGUUGACAUUGGUAUGGAUUUCCGCUACAGUGUUGUUGACGGCAGCUUGUUGAUCAAUAACCCCAAUAGAACCCAAGAUGCUGGAACGUACCAGUGCAUAGCAACAAACUCAUUUGGAACAAUUGUAAGCAGAGAAGCAAAGCUUCAGUUUGCUUAUCUUGAAAACUUUAAGACAAGAACAAGAAGCACAGUGUCAGUCCGUCGAGGUCAGGGAAUGGUGCUCCUGUGCGGCCCGCCACCCCAUUCUGGAGAGCUGAGCUAUGCCUGGAUCUUCAAUGAAUACCCUUCAUAUCAGGAUAACCGCCGCUUCGUUUCUCAAGAGACUGGGAAUCUGUAUAUUGCCAAAGUGGAAAAAUCCGAUGUUGGUAAUUAUACCUGUGUAGUUACCAACACUGUGACCAAUCACAAGGUCCUGGGACCGCCCACACCACUAAUCCUGAGAAAUGAUGGGGUGAUGGGUGAAUAUGAGCCCAAAAUAGAAGUGCAGUUUCCGGAAACCGUCCCGGCUGAGAAAGGAAAAACGGUCAAGCUGGAAUGCUUUGCCUUAGGAAACCCAGUCCCAAGUAUCCUAUGGCGAAGAGCUGAUGGAAAGCCGAUAGCAAGGAAAGCCAGAAGACAUAAGUCGAAUGGAAUUCUGGAAAUUCCCAAUUUUCAGCAGGAAGAUGCUGGUCCAUAUGAAUGUGUGGCUGAAAACUCCAGAGGCAAGAACAUAGCAAAGGGACAGUUGACUUUUUAUGCUCAACCUAACUGGGUUCAAAUAAUAAAUGAUAUUCAAGUGGCCAUGGAAGAGAGUGUCUUCUGGGAAUGCAAAGCAAAUGGGAGGCCCAAGCCUACCUACAGGUGGCUAAAAAAUGGAGACCCACUGUUAACACGGGAUAGAAUACUAAUCGAGCAAGGAACACUCAACAUAACAAUAGUGAAUCUCUCGGAUGCUGGCAUGUACCAGUGUGUGGCAGAGAAUAAACAUGGAGUUAUCUUUUCCAGCGCUGAGCUUAGUGUAAUAGCUGAAAGUCCAGAUUUUUCGAGAACACUCUUAAAAAGAGUAACACUUGUCAAAGUGGGAGGUGAAGUUGUCAUUGAGUGCAAGCCAAAAGCAUCCCCGAGACCUGUCUACACCUGGAGAAAGGGAAGAGAAAUAUUAAGAGAAAAUGAAAGAAUUACCAUUUCUGAAGAUGGAAACCUCAGAAUCAUCAAUGUGACUAAAUCUGACGCUGGAAGUUACACCUGCAUAGCCACGAACCAUUUUGGAACUGCCAGCAGUACUGGGAAUGUGGUUGUGAAAGACCCAACGAAGGUGAUGGUUCCCCCUUCCAGCAUGGAUGUCACUGUGGGAGAAAGCAUUGUUCUUCCAUGCCAGGUGACACAUGAUCACUCCCUGGACAUUGUGUUUACUUGGACAUUUAAUGGACAUUUGAUAGACUUUGACAAAGAUGGAGACCACUUUGAAAGAGUUGGAGGGCAGGAUUCAGCUGGUGAUUUGAUGAUCCGAAACAUCCAACUGAAGCAUGCCGGGAAAUAUGUCUGCAUGGUCCAAACAAGUGUGGACAAACUCUCUGCUGCAGCGGACCUGAUUGUAAGAGGUCCUCCAGGUCCUCCUGAGGCUGUGACCAUAGAUGAAAUCACAGACACCACUGCUCAGCUUUCUUGGAGACCAGGACCUGACAACCACAGCCCUAUCACCAUGUAUGUCAUCCAAGCUAGGACUCCAUUCUCCGUGGGAUGGCAAGCAGUCAGCACAGUUCCAGAACUCGUCGAUGGGAAGACAUUCACAGCAACUGUGGUGGGUUUGAAUCCAUGGGUUGAAUAUGAAUUCCGAACUGUUGCAGCUAACGUGAUUGGCAUUGGGGAACCCAGCCGGCCCUCAGAGAAACGGAGAACAGAAGAGGCUCUCCCUGAAGUCACCCCGGCUAACGUCAGUGGUGGUGGAGGCAGCAAAUCUGAACUGGUUAUAACCUGGGAGACAGUCCCUGAGGAAUUACAGAAUGGCAGAGGCUUUGGUUACGUGGUAGCCUUCCGGCCACAUGGCAAAAUGAUCUGGAUGCUGACCGUGCUGGCUUCAGCUGAUGCCUCCAGAUAUGUGUUCAGGAAUGAGAGCGUGCGUCCAUUCUCUCCCUUUGAGGUUAAAGUGGGUGUCUUCAAUAACAAAGGGGAAGGCCCUUUCAGUCCCACCACGUUGGUGUAUUCUGCUGAAGAAGAGCCCACCAAGCCUCCAACCAGUAUCUUUGCCAGGAGUCUUUCUGCCACAGAUAUCGAAGUUUUCUGGGCCUCCCCUAUUGGGAAGAACAGAGGACGGAUUCAAGGUUAUGAGGUAAAAUAUUGGAGACAUGAUGAUAAGGAAGAAAACGCUAGAAAAAUACGAACAGUUGGAAAUCAGACAUCCACGAAAAUCAGCAACUUGAAAGGAAGCGCUCUGUAUCACUUAUCUGUCAAGGCAUAUAACUCAGCUGGGACAGGACCCUCCAGUGCAACAGUCAAUGUCACGACCAGAAAGCCACCACCAAGCCAACCCCCUGGAAACAUCAUAUGGAAUUCAUCGGACUCCAAAAUUAUCCUGAACUGGGAUCAAGUGAAGGCUCUGGAUAAUGAGUCAGAAGUAAAAGGAUACAAAGUCUUGUACAGAUGGAACAGACAAAGCAGCACAUCUGUCAUUGAAACAAACAAAACAUCAGUGGAGCUUUCUUUACCUUUCGAUGAAGAUUACAUCAUAGAGAUCAAGCCAUUCAGUGAUGGAGGAGAUGGCAGCAGCAGCGAGCAAAUCCGAAUCCCAAAGAUAUCAAAUUCCUAUGCAAGAGGAUCUGGGGCUUCUACCUCCAAUGCGUGUACACUGUCAGCCAUCAGUACAAUAAUGAUUUCUCUCACAGCCAGGUCUAGUUUAUGACAAA
Molecule: messenger RNA, 2884 nt
Organism: Apodemus sylvaticus (European woodmouse)
Lineage: Eukaryota; Metazoa; Chordata; Mammalia; Rodentia; Muridae
Product: contactin-4
Exons: 20
Coding region: 16-2880 (954 amino acids)
Biological process (GO): brain development; cell-cell adhesion
Molecular function (GO): cell-cell adhesion mediator activity
Source: RefSeq, a predicted model, not a curated record